Huiozyma naganishii CBS 8797 is the source of this 1011-nucleotide messenger RNA. It is a transcript of the gene VRG4, whose product is annotated as GDP-mannose transporter. NCBI's taxonomy places the organism in Eukaryota, Fungi, Ascomycota, Saccharomycetes, Saccharomycetales, Saccharomycetaceae. Gene Ontology annotation, molecular function: GDP-mannose transmembrane transporter activity; antiporter activity. Gene Ontology annotation, cellular component: Golgi apparatus. The transcript has a single exon. The record is from RefSeq and is a predicted model, not a curated record. The coding region runs from base 1 to 1011 and encodes 336 amino acids.
AUGUCUGAACUGAAAGCUAAUCCAGGGCACAAUCCGUGGGCGUCCGUCGCCAAUUCCGGGCCGAUCUCGAUUCUUUCGUACUGUGGGUCGUCGAUUCUGAUGACCGUGACGAACAAGUUCGUUGUGAACCUGGAGAACUUCAAUAUGAACUUUGUGAUGCUGUUUGUGCAGUCGCUUGUGUGCACCCUAUUGCUUGUCGUUUUGCGGUUGCUUGGGUACGCGAAGUUCAGGUCUUUGAACAAAACUGACGCGAAGAAUUGGUUUCCUAUCUCCGUGUUGCUCGUGCUGAUGAUUUAUACUUCUUCGAAGGCGUUGCAGUUCUUGGCUGUGCCCAUUUACACCAUCUUCAAGAACUUGACCAUUAUUUUGAUCGCAUACGGUGAAGUGCUGUACUUUGGUGGCAGUGUCACGUCGAUGGAAUUGUCAUCCUUCUUGCUGAUGGUUCUGUCCUCCGUGGUGGCCACUUGGGGGGACCAACAGGCCAUAGCGUCCAAGGCUGCUAGUUCUGCCGUCGGUUCUACUGCUGGGGAAUCCAUGCUCAACCCAGGGUACUUCUGGAUGUUUACCAACUGUAUAUCCUCCGCCAUGUUCGUGCUUAUCAUGAGGAAGAGAAUUAAGUUGACAAACUUCAAGGAUUUCGACACCAUGUUCUACAAUAACGUGCUUGCCUUACCUAUUUUGCUUGUGGCCUCAUUCUGCGUCGAGGACUGGUCCUCCGCUAACUUGGCCACAAACCUCGCAAAGGACUCCGUUACAGCGAUGGUUAUCUCCGGUAUGGCCUCCGUCGGGAUCUCGUACUGUUCAGGGUGGUGUGUCCGUGUCACCUCCUCGACCACGUACUCAAUGGUCGGCGCUUUGAACAAGCUACCGAUCGCUCUGUCGGGGCUUGUCUUCUUCGACGCACCAAGAAACUUCCUGUCCAUCUUCUCCAUCUUCCUCGGGUUCCUCUCGGGACUCAUCUACGCCGUCGCCAAACAAAAGAAGCAACAGGCGCAAGCGGGGCGCAAGUGA